AUGAGUGACGACAUCUCUAUCCAGACAGCCGUCCAAAACGACGUUGAUCCGUUCGACACCAGCAUCCUUCGGAACGACGCGGGGACGGAUAACUCGGGCACCGACAUAGCCAGCUCGCCUGACAUUCGACUUGACCGACUGAGCCUGCACAAUUCCUUCGCUUCCCUGGACUCCGCCCAAAAUCGUGGAGCAGUCUCCAGCACUAUUCGACUUGGAGUGGAUGGGAAUCAUUCAGCAGGACCUCACAGAGCCUCAACACGACACAACGAUGUUUUCGCCAGUUUGGCAGAACUCGACGAUGAGAGCCCACUGGAGCCUUCCUUGGUGAGUCCCUACUUUGCGCGAGGCAGCGGACACACCAACAGAAGUCAACACUGGUACCCGCCUAUCGAGACGCCAGGACAUCGUUCUACCACCACUGUUACAAAUGACAACCUAUUUGACCGCUACCUUAACAGACUGCUCGUUGAUGACCCAGUCGGUGACUCGGACGUCUUCCCUGAAGUCCCAUUCGAAGCCAACGAACCCGAGGAGCAUGAAAACGUGGUCACUCCAACGGAUUGGAGGACCAAUUGUAAGAGCAUUCAAGACCGGCUGCGCAGCAUACUGUGCACAGAACGCUUUACAGACGUCUAUUUCUACAUCGGAGGAGGUGAGGGAUGGGAAAAAGCAGGAAGACAAGAAAGCAAAACACGUAAAAGAGACAGUCAAUGCAAUGGUGUGCUCUCCCCACGUCCACCUAUGUGUCCGACUUCCCGACGUUCGACUGCCUCAGCACAGCGUCGUCAGAACACUGAGCAACAGCGUAGAAUCACCUCAGCCAUCGCUCAGGCCUCCGGCAAUGCCUCUGCUGUUGCACAGACCACGCCGGCGGCCUCAGAUGCGGAGGAUUUGGAGACAGAAGCUAGAAAUCGGGAGGCGACAGUUGCAGAAAAGGCAAAAACACUGGCGGCGAUGCUACUCUCAAUGCGAGACACUGCAGACACUCCAGAGACACCAUCUUCAAUCUCCUCCUCUCCAACCUCCACUUCCUCAUCGCCCUCUGAGGUCUGCCCAUACUUCACUAAAACUACGAAUACGGCUGUGAUGUGUCACCUCUCUGACAUCUCAGAUAUCGAUAUAGAGUCGUUGUGUCAGAAGGAUGGAGGCAGAAAUAAGAGCAAAGAUCGAGCAAAAGUAGUUCCACAGUCGACCAAUUCGGUGACACAAUCAACUGCCAAGGAGGUAGCUCACAGCAAGGUGAAGCGGUUUGCUGCGCAUCGCCUUGUUUUGGCUAUCGCCUCGCCGGUCUUUGAAGCGAUGUUCUUCGGUGCAUUCGCGGAAGCCACAGGGGUACUAAGUACGAGGCCCCCAACCGCUACACCAUCAGUGGCUGGCGCAAUAGCGACGCCAGUGGUAGCCAUGGAAAUGCAUGUUACUGACGUUACCCCAGCAGCCUUUCAACAGUGCUUGCAUUAUAUCUACUACGAUGACAUGACCUUGACAGACACCCUUGAUGACCUCUAUGACACCCUUUACGCAGCCAAAAAAUACCUCCUCACACCACUCGCGACGGCCUGCAAGAAUCGACUCAUUAGCUUGAUGACGCCUCAAAACGUGCUUUUGCAACUGAAUCGAUGCUCCACAAUGGACGAGGAUGAACUCUUCAAGAUCUGUUGGCACACAAUUGACGUCUUGACUCCAGAAGUGCUCACUUCCGAGCACUUCACCUACCUCGAGCGCCAGACCCUGCUUAGGUUGAUCAGUAGGGAGACGCUGUAUUGCGAGGAAUGGGAAAUAUUUGAAGCGUUGAUGCGUUGGAGUAAACUUGAGUGUGCUCGCACGGGUAUUACUGACAAUACCCUCAACGUGGCUGGAGUUAUGGGGGACUUCCUUCCCUAUAUUCGCUUCACUACCAUGUCCCUGGAAGACUUCAUCAUCCACGUCUCCAAAUCGGAUAUUCUCAGUCUUGAAGUGCAACACACCAUUCUCCUACAAAUCGCCACCAAGAUGUUUGCGGAGAGCGAAAACGCAGCGGGGAAGGAGACAGCGGAGACGACGAGCAGUAUGGAGCAGGAGGGUGAGACAAAUAUAUCCCCGCAAAAACGAAAGGGUCCACAGAUUCACAAGUGCCGACGCUUCACACGGACAGUCGCACUCACCAGCAAGGAGGCCUACUGGUCGGACACCGAGUACGUCAUCUUCAAGGUUUCGCAAGCAGUGUUCCUCGCCGGCGUGGGUCUCUUCCGGCCAAUGAACAAGGGGACACAACUCAAAGUGAAGGUGGAGGUGCGGCAGUGCACUCUAAAUCAGAGCGCUGAGGUCAACAGCCCCAAUGGUGGCUUUCCAGUCACUUACCGUAGCACCGGCGUGUCCACUCUCAUCAGUGGUGGCAGUGGCCACCGACGUGGGCAUAGGCACGCGGGCAUCCAAAUGUCAUCCUACCUACGCUCUAGCAAUGACAGCAGGAGACGACGCGAGUCAUCUAGCCAUGGAAGCAAUGCGCACCCGAGAUUAAGUCGGACGACGGAGGCAGCCUCGUCACCCUCCACGACCAUCCCAAGGACCCUCUUCAAGUCUGUGGAGUCGCGCAGCGGAGCACUGUGCGCGCUGGAGGUAACCCUCAACUGUGCCCAGUCCACUAGCCCCGUGGUCGAGACGCGCUUUUCUCGACCCAUCAAGCUGAAGAGUAACCACUACUACUUGCUAUCGGUGACGCCGGAGGAGGGUCGAAACACACGUUGCUACUUCAGCAGAGCGCCUGCCCGCUCCCGUGUCACCGUACACACUCACAUCCCCUCCGCCACCUUCACCAUAGAUACGAACGACUCGAGCUUGAUGGCAACAGAGCACACUCCACCAACCUCCUAUAGACUCGUGAACUUCGAUUUCGCUUUCGGGAGUAGCAGUGUCAGUGGCGAUGCCAUCGGUGGUGGAAGUGGCAGUGCAGACAAGCACUUGGUGAGCACCCUGGGGGUUGUGGGCGAGGCGCCUCACGUGCCGUACAUCCUUUUCUUUCCCGUCUCUUGA
Molecule: messenger RNA, 3009 nt
Organism: Echinococcus granulosus
Lineage: Eukaryota; Metazoa; Platyhelminthes; Cestoda; Cyclophyllidea; Taeniidae
Product: BTB/POZ domain-containing protein 6
Exons: 10
Coding region: 1-3009 (1002 amino acids)
Biological process (GO): neurogenesis
Cellular component (GO): cytosol
Molecular function (GO): protein binding
Source: RefSeq, a predicted model, not a curated record